Molecule: messenger RNA, 576 nt
Organism: Toxotes jaculatrix (banded archerfish)
Lineage: Eukaryota; Metazoa; Chordata; Actinopteri; Toxotidae
Gene: vsnl1b
Product: visinin-like 1b
Exons: 3
Coding region: 1-576 (191 amino acids)
Molecular function (GO): calcium ion binding
Source: RefSeq, a predicted model, not a curated record
AUGGGAAAGCAGAACAGCAAGCUGACUCCAGAGGUGAUGGAGGAUCUGGUGAAGAAUACAGAGUUUAAUGAGCACGAGCUGAAGCAGUGGUACAAAGGCUUCCUGAAAGACUGCCCCAGUGGCAGGCUGAAUCUGGAGGAGUUCCAGCAGCUUUACGUCAAGUUCUUCCCUUAUGGCGAUGCAUCAAAGUUUGCACAACACGCCUUCAGAACCUUUGACAAAAACGGAGACGGGACCAUCGAUUUCCGAGAGUUCAUCUGCGCCCUGUCCAUCACAUCCCGUGGCAGCUUCGAGCAGAAACUCAACUGGGCCUUCAACAUGUAUGACCUGGAUGGCGACGGCAAAAUCACCAGAGUGGAGAUGCUGGAGAUAAUCGAGGCUAUCUACAAAAUGGUGGGCACUGUGAUCAUGAUGAAGAUGAACGAGGACGGCCUGACACCAGAGCAGAGGGUGGACAAGAUCUUCAGCAAAAUGGAUAAGAACAACGACGACCAGAUCUCGUUGGAGGAGUUCAAAGAGGCGGCGAAGAGCGAUCCGUCCAUCGUGCUCCUGUUGCAGUGUGACAUGCAGAAGUGA